Molecule: messenger RNA, 779 nt
Organism: Trichoplusia ni (cabbage looper)
Lineage: Eukaryota; Metazoa; Arthropoda; Insecta; Lepidoptera; Noctuidae
Product: cuticle protein 8-like
Exons: 2
Cellular component (GO): extracellular matrix
Source: RefSeq, a predicted model, not a curated record
UUCAUAUCUUAUUUUCAGGUAGUAGCUCUGUGCGCCUUUGUGGCUGCCGCCCAGGCUGGUCUCCUUUCCGCGCCCGCUCACUACUCACCCGCUGAAGCCGUCUCAUCCCAGAGCAUCUUACGUCACGACCAGGCUCACGCCGCUCCCCUCGCUAAGAUCGCCGUGGCUGCUCCCGUCGCCUACCACUCCGCUCCCGUAGCCUACCAUGCCGCUCCUGCUCACUACUCGUCUGCCGCCGCUGUCUCCUCCCAGAACAUCGUCCGUCAUGACCAGCCCGCCGCUGUUGCCGCCCCAGUAGCCUACCACGCUGCCCCCGCCGUCGCCACCUACCACGCCGCCCCUGCCCCAGCUGUCUACCAUGCCGCUCCCGCUCACGUUGCUUACCAUGCUGCUCCCGUUGUCGCUCAUGCUGAAGACUUCGACGCUCACCCCAAAUACGAGUACAACUACUCCGUUGCUGAUGGCCACACCGGUGACAACAAGUCCCAGCAGGAGUCCCGCGACGGUGAUGUCGUGAAGGGCUCUUACUCCUUCCACGAAGCCGACGGCUCCAUCAGGACUGUGGAGUACUCCGCUGACGACCACAGUGGUUUCAACGCCGUCGUCCACAACACCGCCCCCACAGCCGCGCCCGUCGUCGUCAAGGCCGCCCCCGUCAUCCUCAAGGCUGCCCCCGCUCACUACUACCACCACUAAAUCCUAAAUAAGGAAUGGCUAUUGUGACCAAAACUGUUAAUUAUUUAUUAAAUGCAAUAUACGAAUAAGUUCAAUAAAAAAGA